AUGCAAGCAGUGCCAGCCGGUCCCGUCCCGCGCGACUGCCCGACCGAAGUGGCUGCUGUAGGAUUGGGAGUAAGAGUGGGAGGCUCUAGACAAGAACACAAGCAGUCCACGCUGGUCACGUCUCGCGCGAUUACCCGACUGAAGCAGCUUCCGGAGGCCCGGGAGAAAGAACUAAAAGCUCCAGACACGAGUGCACCGUGGAGCAAUAGUUGGACACCUCUAAAGAUGCGGGAUCGCCGCUUUCAGAAUCUCGAAGACGCCCGCGCCUGUCACGUCUCGCGUGAUUGCCCGACCGAAGCGGCGGCCAGAGGCUUUAGAGGAAGAACGGAAAGCUCGGGACAAGAAUGCUACAAGCGCGGCAACAUUUGGACACCUGUAGAGAUGCGGACUGAAGCGGCCGCUGGAGGCUCCGGAGGAAAAGCCGGAGGCCCUGGUCAAGAAUGCUACAAGUUGGCCACAUCGCCCGUUCGUGCACUCAGGAUGGUGGUGGUAGCUAUGGCGAAACUACAGGUGCAUACGGUUAAGGAUAUAGCGGAGGGGCUGGAAGCCCGGGAGAAGAAUGCUGCAGGUGUGGCAAAGUUGGCCACAUCGCCCGUUCGUGCACUCAGAACGGCGGUGGCAGCUACGGCGAAACUACAGGUGUAUACGGUUGUGGAUAUAGCGGAGGGGCUGGAAGCUCGGGACAAGAAUGCUACAAGUUGGCCACAUCGCCCGCUCGUGCACUCAGAACGGCGAUGGCAGCUAUGGUGGAGCCCCAAGUGGAUACCAUGGAGGAGGUAA
Molecule: messenger RNA, 780 nt
Organism: Mytilinidion resinicola
Lineage: Eukaryota; Fungi; Ascomycota; Dothideomycetes; Mytilinidiales; Mytilinidiaceae
Exons: 2
Coding region: 1-780 (259 amino acids)
Source: RefSeq, a predicted model, not a curated record